AGGGGAAGAAUAACGCGAUGUACACCAAAGAAUUAGUCUAUACUUGUUAUUAUGAGCCGUAGGAGCCUCCUCCAUUUUGGUUGAAUCUGUUCUGUGUCCAAUUCCACACUCCAAAAGCCACCCUCCACCACCCUUUCAUAGCGCAGAUACUGAAACAAUUAAAAGAAGACAAAGAGGGGGAAGAUUUUGGAUUUGGAAGAAUUAUCAUGACUUACGCUACUCACGUCCUUCGUCACUCCAAAAAGUUUUGCAUGCAGAUAUGACUUUGUCCUAUCUGUAGUUCUGCCAGCAAAUAUCUGAAUGGAGUGGCUAGUAAUCAUCGUUACAGUGGUAGUACUGUGGGUGGCUUCACUCUUUAAAAUUCUCCAUGAAUCUCUCUCUGCCUCACAAGUUGCAGUUUUAAAUGAUGGUGGAGUUUUUUGCAAGAGAAAUGUCUUGUUGGUUAUUGCCCAUCCUGAUGAUGAGUCUAUGUUCUUUACUCCAACCAUUAACUAUUUGGCUUCGAGAGGAUGUAAUUUGCACAUAUUAUGCAUGUCAACAGGUAAUGCAGAUGGUAUGGGCAAUGUCAGAAAAGAAGAACUUUAUUUAGCCUCAGUAAUGCUUAAGGUUCCACAAAAGCAAGUGAAAAUCCUUGACCAUCCAGAUCUACAGGAUGGUUUUGGCAAAUCAUGGAACUCAAAGUUAUUGUCAAAGAUUAUCAAGGAGGAAAUUGCCAAUUGUGAUAUUGAUUUGGUCGUAACUUUCGAUAAUUAUGGAGUUUCAGGUCACUGUAACCAUUGCGAUAUUCAUCAAGGUGUACGAAAACUUUUGCAAGAUGCUUCACAUAGAGAAGUAGAGGCCUGGGAGCUUGUGAGUUCUUCCCUUGUCUCUUUACCUUUGGUCAGCACUACCAUAUUGCGCAAGUAUAGUGGACCAGUUGACAUAUGGUUGUCUAUCCUAUCUGCCAAGUUUCAUUUAAGGGGAGUGGUGCAUUGCUUGCUAAAUGAACAUCCUCGAAGGAGCUUAGCUGCAAUGGCUCAGCACAAGAGUCAAUGGGUUUGGUUCCGAAAGCUAUUUGUCUGUUUCUCGAGUUACACAUAUGUUAACUGCCUUAAGAAGAUCAACUAGAGAUAUGUCAGAUUAUUGGUUCAAGAAGACACUUGAAAGGAAGAUCAACUAGAUAUUGGUUCAAGAACACUAAUGUGAACGAUAAGUAAAACCGCUCAGCGGAUCAUCUGAGCUGAAAUCCGACAUCUCUCCUGUGAGCUUUUCAACUUCUGAUAUAUUAAGAAGUACAGGCAGUGUUAGAAUUAUUAGUGGUUGCAAAAUAGCUGGUUUUGCUUUCUACUUUUGUCGAAUAAAUGCUUUUCACACUUUUUUAUUUCUAUUUUAUUUUGGUGAGUGCUAAAUGCUUGGUGCUUUGGCUUUGGUGAAUGAUCUGGUUUUGAUGAUACGAGGGAACUUAAUUAAAGGCUUAUUUUCUUUUUUCC
Molecule: messenger RNA, 1469 nt
Organism: Nicotiana attenuata
Lineage: Eukaryota; Viridiplantae; Streptophyta; Magnoliopsida; Solanales; Solanaceae
Product: probable N-acetylglucosaminyl-phosphatidylinositol de-N-acetylase
Exons: 11
Coding region: 301-1107 (268 amino acids)
Biological process (GO): GPI anchor biosynthetic process
Cellular component (GO): endoplasmic reticulum
Molecular function (GO): N-acetylglucosaminylphosphatidylinositol deacetylase activity
Source: RefSeq, a predicted model, not a curated record